This is a messenger RNA of Protopterus annectens (West African lungfish), 1776 nucleotides long. Its product is annotated as mediator of RNA polymerase II transcription subunit 15-like. The transcript is spliced from 11 exons. Lineage: Eukaryota; Metazoa; Chordata; Ceratodontiformes; Protopteridae. Gene Ontology annotation, molecular function: transcription coregulator activity. Gene Ontology annotation, biological process: regulation of DNA-templated transcription. Bases 109 to 1776 code for a protein of 555 amino acids. The record is from RefSeq and is a predicted model, not a curated record.
AUGACACAACCCCCACAAUGCUCUACGUGUUCUGUACGCAGAUCUAACCGGUCUUGUUUGCAUUUCUUGGUGGAGUUUUUUUGUUGGAAAUUAGUAACUUUGUGAACUAUGGAUCCUGCUGCUGAUGGUGACUGGCGUACUCAGGCUUUCCGUCAGAAACUGGUUAACCAGAUUGAGGAAGCCAUGAGGAGAGCUGGUGUUGCCCAUUCCAAGUCCAGCAAGGAGAUGGAAUCCCACGUAUUUAUGAAGGCCAAAAGUCGGGACGAGUAUUUGUCACUGGUGGCACGACUCAUUCUGCACUUUCGAGACGUUCACCGAAGGGCCCAGGCUGGAGCAGGAGCAAUACCUGGUGGUGAUCCAUUGAAUGCCUUGCAGCCCACUACAAGCAUCCCUCCAGGUGGGGCGGGUAGUAUAGCGGGAAUGGUCUCCCGACUGCCCGGACCCUCGUUGCCUGGAAUGACUGGCCUCGGACUGAUGGGCCAGCAGAUGACUCUUCUGGGACAGCAGCAGACGGGAGCAGCGGUGAUGGCUCCUCAUGCAGUACAGCAAGCAGCACAGCAAGUAGCGCAGCAGCAGCAACCGCAGCAGCAGCCACAGGUGACCCAGCCGCAACAGCAGCAGUUCCAGGCACAGGUGCAGGCUCAGCAAGCACAGCAGCUGCAGGCCGUCACAGCAGUGCAGCAGCAACAGCGCAAACUGCAGCAACAACAGAGCCAGACGGGUCAGAUGAUACAGCAAGGAUUACAACCUCAGCAGCAGCAGCAAGGAUUGCAGCCACAGCAACAGCAGCAGCAGUUUCAGAGAAUCGCUCAGAUUCAUCUGCAGCAGCAACUGCAGCAACAGCAGCAGCAGCUCCAACAGCAGCAGCAACAACAGCAGCUGCAUCAACUGCAGCAGCAACAGCAGCAUCAACUGCAGCAGCAACAGCAGCAGCUGCAGCAGCAGCAACAACAACAGGGACCUUCCCUACAGCAGCAACUUCAGCAGCUUCAGCAGCAGUCAGUGGCUGUGUCCCAAGUGCAGCAGGCUCAGCUCCCGUCACAGGCCAUGGUGUCCCAGGCUCAGUCAGUUCCUGUCACCCAGCAUCAGAUACACCAAGCCAUGUUGCGUGCUCAUAUCGUGCAGCAAGCAGCAGCAGCACAGCAGGCAGCCCAGGCUCCAACGGUCCAGAUGGGAGCUGCUGGUGGACAGGGUACCCAGGCCAAUGUUUCCAUGAUGUCUUCACCCUCACCGAUACAACAAGCUCAGACACCACAGUCCAUGCCUCCGCCUCCACAGCCGCAGCCGUCACCACAGCCAUCAUCUCAGCCUGGCUCCAAUGUCAGUUCUGGACCUACACCAUCUCCCAGUGGUGGUUUCCUACCAAGUCCUUCUCAGCAGUCCCAGAGUCCGGCAACUGCUCGUACGCCACAGAACUUCAGUGUACCUUCGCCUGGACCUUUGAACACUCCAGCUACAUUAGUUAAUACACUAACAUGGAAAGUGGAUGACCUGGCUGCUAUGGUUAGCAGCACUGGAACUAGGAAUGUUGGAAGUAAGAGCUCUGAUGUAGUCCCAAAUGGGAACACAGAGAACAUACAUACUCCACCUCAUUUAAGCAACGUGAAUGAUAACAGCAAUGUGAAUAAUAUCCAAAACUUGAAUAGCUUGCAUAUAAAUUCUAAUAGAAGCACUCGUGUUAUGAAUAUUAAUGAUAACACUGGUGGAAUUAAUGCUAAUGUUAACCAAGGGUUUUCUACGCUUAAAGAUUGGUUACAACAACCCUUGGAUCUGUAA